AUGCUGACCCAUUACACAGUGUGCGCCCGCGGACAGAACAUUGCAGACACCACGCCGACGUGCAAGGUCACUGCUACCCCGAGGGCGUUCCAACCGGCCUUGUUUAACGUCUCCAAGUGGAUCUGGACUGGUGAGAAUCCGGUUCCAGGCGGUAACAAUAUCGUCAGCACUCGCCCUUUGAGGAAGAAUAUUACGACUCCUUGCAACAAGUGCGCCGUCUGUGCCACCAUCGUGAUAGCUUCUGAUGAUGCAUCCACAGUCUACGUCAACGGCGUUCGUAUUGGCUCUGGCGGGACCCCGAAUCAGGGCCAGGCCUUGUUCGUGGCAUUGCAACCUUCCUGGAACCUCUUUGCCAUUGCUGGUCAGAAUCUGUUCGCCAACACUCCAGCAGGUAUUAUGGCCACGAUCUUGGUCCACUUCUCUGACGGUACAACCGAAAGCUUCAUUACUGAUGAGUCGUGGAGAACCCUGCCCGCUGCGCCUCCCGCGAAUUUCCAACUCCCAUCGAUCGACGACAGUAAUUGGGCCUUCGCCUCUGUGCAAGGGACGUAUCAGAAGUCAGUUUGGGGGCCACUAGCCCUACCACCCGUCCUUCCCCUCCGUGGCUCAAAUUGGAUUUGGACGACCGACAAUGUGAAUGGCGUUGCCCCUGUAGGAUCCCGAGCUUUCAGAAAGACAAUUAAUGAAUGCGCCAAAGUCGCGGUUUGCGCCACUGUCCUGAUCGCCGCUGACAAUCACUAUACAUUGUACAUCAAUGGAGGCGUAGUUGGAUCCGGGUCCAGCUACACCGUCGCCGAUGCCUACACGAUUCCUAACCUUCACCCCACUUUCAACACCUUCGCCAUCAACGCCACAAACGAUGGCGGUCCCGCAGGUGUCAUUGCAACUAUUCUCAUCACGUACCGGGAUGGUUCGAACGAAACACUCGUCACUGAUGGCAGCUGGAAGGGCAUCCAGAAGAUCCCUCAAGGAUUCGAGCUGCCCAUGACCGAUGACUCUGGUUGGGAGAAUGCGAAGGUUGUUGGUGCUUAUGGGAUUGCACUGUGGGGUACUGGUAUGGCUAUCCCUAGCGCUUAG
Pleurotus ostreatus (oyster mushroom) is the source of this 1077-nucleotide messenger RNA. RefSeq lists its product as uncharacterized. Lineage: Eukaryota; Fungi; Basidiomycota; Agaricomycetes; Agaricales; Pleurotaceae. The transcript is spliced from 3 exons. Bases 1 to 1077 code for a protein of 358 amino acids. The record is from RefSeq and is a predicted model, not a curated record.